AUGACUCCCAGCGUAUUCCUCAUCCUCCUCCUCUCCGUCCUGCCCUCUCCCGUCGCGGCGGCCACACCCCGCGACGCCAUCCUCCUCUCCCACGUCGAGUCUAUCACCCUACGCGCCGACCGCCAGACCUCGCACCGCCGCGUCUCCGCCAUCCCGCAGCUCCAAUGCAUCGCCUCCCCGGGCCUCUGCGACAAGUUCCCCGUCGACGUCAUGCGCUGCGACAACAGGGGUUCGGGCUACGACUCGGAGGAGAUCCAGUGGAGCUGCACCGCGCAGCUACCUCCAGAGCUGAAACUAGGCUCGACCGAUGUCAUCUGUGAAGGCUACACCAGCCCAGACGACCCUUACGUCCUCAAGGGCUCCUGCGGCGUCGAGUACCGCCUCGCCCUCACCCCCCUAGGCGAGGAGAAAUGGGGCCGUCGCCCAGCGGCAGGCAACCCCUACUCCCACUUGGACAACCCAGACACGGCCGGCAGUCGUAAGGACCGGCUGUUUGUCGCCCUGUUCUGGAUCGUCUUUGGUGCCGUGGCCUUGUGGAUCGUGUACUCCUUGGUGCAGGAGAUGCUCGCACCGAACCGUCCCAGGGCCCCACGUCGCAUUACCGGUGGUGGAGGAGGCGGCGGCGGCGGCGUCACGGAAGUCUGGAGGCAGCGCCACAAGGAAGUCGACAGCUCAUCUCGCGGGGGCAACUGGCAGAGCAAUAUCCUGAGCGGCGCCGCUGGAGCAGCAGCAGGGUACUACGCGGGAAGUCGGGCGCGGAACAACAGCAGCAACGCCCCGGCACCGAGCAGUUCAUGGUUUGGAAGCCCUGGAUCAUCAUCUGGCAGCGGAUCGGGAGUGAGCAGUUCACGAUACGAGAGUACUGGUUUUGGCUCGACAAGUCGGCGUUGA
Molecule: messenger RNA, 891 nt
Organism: Cryphonectria parasitica EP155
Lineage: Eukaryota; Fungi; Ascomycota; Sordariomycetes; Diaporthales; Cryphonectriaceae
Exons: 5
Coding region: 1-891 (296 amino acids)
Biological process (GO): regulation of store-operated calcium entry
Cellular component (GO): endoplasmic reticulum membrane
Source: RefSeq, a predicted model, not a curated record